GAGACAAGUGACACAUCCAGCCUGGAAGACGGGCCUGAAAACAAAAGGGUCUCCUUUCGACCAUGCAAAACGAAUCGGAGCGGUCUUAGGGGAGACAAUACUGGAAGGGCCGAUUUUCCUCAGUGGAAACGCCGGGCUGGGGAGGGACCCAGCUGGCCUGCUGGCCACAUUCCUUCAGCGCUCGGCGGCGCCCUCCUGGGAGCAGGGCAGAGCCGCGAGGGCCGGCGCGAGCCUGCAGUUCCGCCCUCUGGAGCCUGGGGGCAGUACUGCCUCGCUUGUUCAACGCCGGCGGCCCCCGCGCCCCUCUUGGCGGCGGUCAGGUGGAGGCCGGCUAGCGGCGCCCUCGCUCAUUGGUUGCGGCGCGGCGCUGCCAUGUUGGCGGAAGGGGAGUCUCCUGUGCGGUGGAAACUGGCGGUGGCCGCGGCCGCUGGGUCGGUCUGCUCAGCCUCUGGUGUUUUCUUCUAGCUUGGAUCUCUACACAGAGAGGCGGCGGCCGGCGGGAUGGAGAAAAGUAGGAUGAACCUGCCCAAAGGGCCGGACACGCUCUGCUUCGACAAGGACGAGUUCAUGAAGGAAGCGGGUCCAACUGGAAGAGUUGAGAGACGACCUGGAGCUCUACUACAGGCUGCUCAAAACAGCCAUGGUUGAGCUCAUCAACAAGGACUACGCGGACUUUGUCAACCUUUCAACAAACUUGGUUGGCAUGGACAAAGCCCUCAACCAGCUUUCUGUGCCUUUGGGACAGCUACGAGAAGAGGUUCUGAGUCUUAGAUCAUCUGUCAGUGAAGGAAUUCGGACAGUAGAUGAACGAAUGUCUAAACAAGAAGACAUUAGGAAUAAAAAGAUGUGUGUGUUGAGGCUUAUACAAGUUAUUCGAUCAGUUGAGAAAAUUGAAAAAAUCUUAAAUUCUCAAAGUUCUAAAGAAACAUCUUUGCUAGAAGCGAGCAGCCCACUUUCAACUGGACAAAUUUUGGAGAGAAUUGCCACAGAGUUUAAUCAGUUACAAUUUCAUGCUGUUCAGAGCAAAGGCAUGCCUCUUUUGGACAAAGUAAGACCACGCAUAGCUGCCAUCACAGCUAUGUUGCAGCAGUCCUUGGAGAGUCUCCUGCUAGAAGGCUUUCAGACGUCCAACAUCGACAUCGUACGACACUGCCUGUGGACUUACGCCACAAUUGACAAGACACGGGAUGCGGAGGCCUUAGUUGGUCAAGUACUAGUGAAGCCAUACAUAGAGGAGGUGAUUGCAGAGCACUCUUCUGGGUCUCAUCCCACUGGCCUUCAGAUCAUGUACAAUAAACUCCUGGAGUUCGUUCCUCAUCAUUGCCGCCUUCUUCGGGAAGUUACAGGAGGAGCAGUUUCUAGUGAAAAAGUCAAUACUGUUCCUGGAUAUGACUUUUUGGUGAAUUCUGUCUGGCCAGCAAUAGUGCAAGGAUUAGAAGAAAAGUUGCCCUCACUUUUUAACCCUGGGAAUCCUGACACAUUUCAUGAGAAAUAUAUCAUAAGUAUGGAUUUCCUAAGAAGAUUUGAACAGCAAUGUGGAUCACAGGCCAGUAUAAAGAGAUUAAGAGCUCAUCCUGCCUACCAUAGCUUCAAUAAUAAGUGGAACUUGCCUGUUUAUUUUCAAAUAAGAUUUAGAGAAAUAGCAGGAUCCUUAGAAGCAGCACUUACAGACGUACUGGAAGACGCCCCAGCUGAAAGUCCAUAUUGCCUUUUGGCUUCUCAUAGAACAUGGAGCAGCCUCAGGCGGUGCUGGUCAGACGAGAUGUUUCUGCCCCUGCUGGUGCAUCGUCUGUGGAGACUCUCUCUGCAGAUUUUGGCGCGCUACUGCGUGUUUGUCAACCAGCUUUCACUCAGGCCCAUUUCUAAUGAAAGUGCCAAGGAGAUCAAAAAACCUUUGGUAGCUGGUAGCAAAGAACCUUCCCUUGCCCACGGAAGUACUGAAGACCAAGGAGGCAGUCCUCCAGAAACAAAACCUGUGGUCUGUAUCUCCAGUGCUCAGCUUGUGUGUGUGGUUGCAGACCUGGACAGGCUUCAGGAGCAGCUUCCAGAACUCUUGGAAACAAUCAAGCCAAAACUUGAAAUGAUUGGCUUUAAGAAUUUUUCUUCUAUCUCAGAAGCCCUCAAGGAUUCCCAGUAUUCCUUGUCAGCUUCUAUGCCUUCCUUGAGCAGCAAGAUUGUUAAAGAUUUAAGUGACUCUUGCUUCAGCUACCUGAAAAGUGUCCUGGAGGUUCCCAGGCUUUACCGAAGAACCAAUAAGGAGGUCCCAACUACAGCUUCCUCUUAUGUGGACAGUGCUGUGAAGCCAUUUUACCAGCUUCAGAGCAAACACAAGGACAAGCUCAAACAAGCAAUAAUUCAGCAGUGGUUAGAAGGUGCUCUCUCUGAGAGCACUCACAGGUACUAUGAAACCGUGUCAGAUGUACUGAACUCUGUGAAGAAAAUGGAAGAGAGCCUGAAACGCCUAAAACAGGCCCGAAAAACCACUCCCACUAACCCUGUUGGUCCCAGCGGUGGCAUGAGUGAUGACAACAAAAUCAGGCUGCAGCUGGCCUUAGACGUGGAAUACUUAGGAGAGCAGAUACAAAAGAUGGGCCUACACACAAGCAACAUAAAGAGCUUCCCAGCUCUCACAGAGCUUGUUGCUGCUGCCAAGGACCAGGCAAUGGCAGAGCAGCCUUAGGCAUCUUGGAAGGUCCCAGGGGAGAGGAAAGUUUGGCUUCAAGCCAGAAAAGAAGAAAGUGGUUCUGUUCUUUCAGCAAGCCUCCAUGGCAAAGAAGAAAGUGGUUCUGUACUUUCAGCAAGUCUCCAUGGCAAAGAAGUACUUCCAGCAUCGUCACUCUGGCAACACGCCCUGCAUCUUUUCUCAGCAUAUUUGGGUCUUCUUUCACCCAAAAAGAACACAAAAGCCUUUUCCAUUGUAUGGAAGAUAGUUUUUAAACCUUUGAAACUUUCUACUAUAGUUUACAGAACAGAUUGUUUUAUUUUUAUUGUAAAUCUUGGUGUAGGAGAGCCAAUUUCUAAAAUAUGAUUAAAGCAAAUAUAUAUGUCUAAGUAUAAAAGGUUGUCUCCCUGCGGCUGCGUUGGGAGUGACGACUAUAGUGGAGUGGCUGUGUGAUGUGCAAAUGCCCUUCUCUGAAAUGGCCAGAACUGUGUCCACUUCUGGGCUUUCUGGAAGAGGCUAUCAGGUGGCAGUCCUCCACUUUCAGUCUGUCCUGCUUCUCACCCAGGCCUCUCUCAGGAGCUAGAACCAGCAGGAAAGACUUACUUCUGAAUAAAAGAAGUGUCUGCUGA
Messenger RNA from Nycticebus coucang (slow loris), 3291 nucleotides. It is a transcript of the gene COG2, whose product is annotated as component of oligomeric golgi complex 2. Lineage: Eukaryota; Metazoa; Chordata; Mammalia; Primates; Lorisidae. Gene Ontology annotation, biological process: protein transport; Golgi organization; intra-Golgi vesicle-mediated transport. Bases 641 to 2680 code for a protein of 679 amino acids. Gene Ontology annotation, cellular component: COG complex; membrane. The transcript is spliced from 18 exons. The record is from RefSeq and is a predicted model, not a curated record.